This is a messenger RNA of Aureobasidium namibiae CBS 147.97, 1527 nucleotides long. RefSeq names its product cytochrome P450 monooxygenase-like protein. Gene Ontology annotation, molecular function: oxidoreductase activity, acting on paired donors, with incorporation or reduction of molecular oxygen; monooxygenase activity; heme binding. The annotation marks the transcript as partial. The record is from RefSeq and is a predicted model, not a curated record. The transcript has 5 exons. Lineage: Eukaryota; Fungi; Ascomycota; Dothideomycetes; Dothideales; Saccotheciaceae.
CCUGGUCCACCUCAUCACCCGAUUUUUGGUCACCUGAUGGCCAUGGCCGAAGCCUCGCGAGCCUCUCCUCGAGCUUGCGCAGGUCAAAGUAUGCCCCUGCUCAUCAAGCAAAAAUACAACUUGCCCGACUUGUUCUAUCUGGAUCUGUGGCCCCUAUCACUCUCGCUGUGCAUCACAACUCAUCCAUCAUACAGUAGCCAGUUCAUCGUUCAGAGGUCUAUGCCCAAACAUCCAGUCAUCGAAACCAUCCUCUCGUGCAUAACUGGAGGUGAGAAUAUGCUGACUAGUGACGGCGCUCAAUGGAAGACAUGGAGAUCUGCCUUCAAUCCGGGUUUUUCUGCCGCUCAUCUCAUGACCGUUAUGCCCGCAAUUGUUGACAAUGUGGCUACAUUUGCUCAAAUCCUUCAGAAACAUGCCAUGGAGGACAAGCUGUUCCGCAUGGAACAUUAUGCAACUCGUUUGACCAUAGACAUCAUUGGUAAAGUAGUCCUGGAUGAUGACUUUAAUUCUCAAUUGAGAGAACAUCCUCUCGUCACAGCCUUCGAAAGCCAAGUCAGAUGGAUGAAGGUUUCUCCUGGCAUACAAAAGCCUCUACAAGUUUUCAAUAUCUUUCGACCGUUUGUACAGUGGUGGAACUCCAGACAGAUGGAUACCUACGUGGAUAACAUCCUCGAAGAAAGGUUUGCGUCACGCAAUACCAGAGGCAAGAAGAAACAUGUCAUCGACCUAGCACUCGAGACUUAUCUCAAGGAGAACAACGUGGACGAGUCCUCGAAACUCGAUCCCAACUUCAAGGCUGCUGCUUCACAUAAUAUCAAGAUCUUUAUCUUUGCUGGCCACGACACAAGCAGCUCGACGAUAUGCUACUGCUUUUAUCGACUCAGUAAACAUCCGACGGCACUUGCUCGACUGCGAAAGGAAUGCGAGGAUAUCUUUGGCAUGGAUAUUGGCGAGACUGGCGAUAUGAUCAAAGCUGACCCGUAUCUGCUCAACCGCAUGAGAUAUGGAGACGCAGUCAUCCGUGAAACACUAAGAUUCUACCCUCCUGGAAACACUGUCCGUGCUGGAGCUGAAGACUUCUUCAUUGCUGAUCCAGAGACUGGUGAGCGCUACCCUACCGAUGGGUGGCUUCUGUGGGCUCACAACCUUGGCCACAUGGUGAACCCUACCAUCUGGGGCGAAGACGUCAACUCUUUCCGUCCCGAACGCUGGCUCGCCGAAGAAUCACAAACGAAGAACGGUGCAGACCGUGACGCUUUCAUGGCAUUCUCAAAGGGCCCUCGUAAUUGCAUUGGUCAAGAACUGGCAAUGCUAGAGACGAAAUUGGUGCUUGCCAUGACAAUACGCCAACUUGAUUUCCAAGAAGCGUUUGCAGAAGUGGAGAAGCUGAAGAAUGACGGUACGGGUUACCCGAGUGAUUUGAGUGGUGUACAAGAACAGUUUGGUGACAAGGCAUAUCAGAUCCAGUUGGGUACUGCCAAGCCAAGGGAGGGUAUGCCUUGUCGUUUGAGUUUGGUUGCUAAGUAG